Molecule: messenger RNA, 4260 nt
Organism: Amphibalanus amphitrite
Lineage: Eukaryota; Metazoa; Arthropoda; Thecostraca; Balanomorpha; Balanidae
Product: protein ROP-like
Exons: 7
Coding region: 230-1999 (589 amino acids)
Biological process (GO): intracellular protein transport; neurotransmitter secretion; vesicle-mediated transport
Cellular component (GO): secretory granule; plasma membrane
Molecular function (GO): syntaxin binding
Source: RefSeq, a predicted model, not a curated record
GUUGCGGACUUCAGCGGUGACGGCGAAGCGGAGCGUUGUUUUCUGAGUAAUCGGGGGCGUGGUGACUGCUGAGGGCUGUCAUCUGAAGUCGUACACACGGUAUAUAGAGAACUAUACUGGUCGUACCUUUAUUUCUAAUGCUGUUAAAUUCACUCAAGGGUGGUUCAUAAGGAGGAAAGCCAUUUGCUUCUGCCAUUGGUAAGCGAUUCAUUAUCUCAAUCGUCCAACCAUGUCUCUCAAAACGAUUGUGGGUCAGAAGAUCAUGGACAUUGUCAUCAAGUCACAAAAGAAAGGCUCGACACCCGACUGGCGCGUCCUGGUGGUUGACGAGCUGAGCAUGAGGAUGAUCUCAGCAUGCACCAAGAUGCACGACCUGGCACAGGAGGGCAUCACAAUUGUUGAGGACAUCUUCAAGAAGCGGGAGCCACUGCAGCAUCUGGAGGCCGUCUACCUGGUACAACCCACCGAGAAAUCCAUCAAUGGCAUUAUCAACGACUUUGGCAUCCCAACGCGGACCAUGUACCGCGCUGCGCACAUCUUCUUCACGGAGGCGUGUCCUGACGAGUGCUUCAACAUGCUGGUCAAUGCCAACGUCUCCAAGUAUGUGAAGGCGCUGAAGGAGAUCAACAUCGCGUUCCUGCCGCAGGAGUCGCAGGUGUUCUCUCUGGACUGUGAGGAGACGUUCCCGGUGUUUUACGGGCCGUCGCGCGCGCCGAGCCGGCCCCAGACCAUGGAGCGGAUGGCGCAGCAGCUGGCCACCCUCUGCGCCGUCCUGGGCGAGUACCCGAACGUGCGCUACCGCAGCGACUUCGACUACAACGUCGAGCUGGCGCAGAUGGUGCAGCAGAAGCUGGACGCCUACAAGGCCGACGAGCCGACCAUGGGAGAGUCUCCGGAGAAGGCGCGCUCCCAGCUGCUGAUCCUGGACCGCGGCUUCGACGCCGUGUCGCCGCUGCUGCACGAGCUCACCCUGCAGGCCAUGGCCUUUGACCUGCUGCCCAUUGAGAACGACGUCUACAAGUACGAGGCCAGCCAGGGCGAGAGUCCCAAGGAGGUGCUGCUGGACGACAAUGACGAUCUGUGGGUGGAGCUGCGACACCAGCACAUCGCCAUCGUAUCGCAGCAGGUGACCAAGAACAUGAAGAAGUUCAUUGAGAACAAGCGCGGCAUGUCGACGGACAAGGCGUCGAUGCGCGACCUUAGUCAGAUGAUCAAGAAGAUGCCCCAGUACCAGAAGGAGCUGAGCAAGUACUCGACCCACCUUCACCUGGCCGGAGAGUGCAUGGCCUCCUACCAGGGAUACGUCGACAAACUCUGCAAGGUGGAGCAGGACCUGGCCAUGGGUACUGACGCCGAGGGUGAGAAGAUCCGCGACCACAUGCGCAAUAUCGUGCCCAUCCUGCUGGAUCAGAACGUUACCACGUACGACAAGAUCAGGAUCAUCCUGCUCUACAUCCUGGUGAAGAACGGCAUCAGUGAGGAGAACCUCAACAAGCUGAUCCAGCACGCGCAGAUCCCUGCCGAGGACCGCAGUAUCAUCACCAACCUGGCCAAUCUCGGCCUCAACGUGGUGGUCGACGGAAACAGGAAGAAAAUCCACACGAUGGCGCGCAAGGAGCGGAUCACCGAGCACACCUACCAGAUGUCGCGCUGGACGCCCGUCAUCAAAGACAUCAUGGAGGACGCCAUCGACCUGAAACUGGACGAGAAGCACUUCCCGUUCCUGGCGGGGCGCGCGGCCACGGCCGGCUACCCGCGCGCCACGCCCACCACGGCCCGCUACGGCCACUGGCACAAGGACAAGGGCGCGCAGAACGUCAAGAACGUCCCCCGCCUCAUCGUCUACGUUCUGGGCGGCCUGUCCUACAGCGAGAUCCGCAGCGCCUAUGAGGUAACCAACGCCCUGAAGAACUGGGAAGUGGUGAUCGGCAGCGACCAGCUCAUCACGCCUGGACAGUUCCUCAAGAACCUCUCCAAGCUGGGCGGCGGGCCGGCGUAGGUACGCCUCGAGCCACCAGAAGCCGCCUCCGCCGCCCCCGCCGACCGGUGAGGAGGGCACUGGGAGGCGGCGGCGCCCGACCGCGGCGUCUCGGGCGGGGUGGGAUGUGAGGACUCCGCUGUAGACGGGGAAGAUGGGGGCUCUGCGGGCGCCGGCGGUAGCGCGUCCGAACUCGCCGCUAGUGCUUGUCCACCCUGAGUUUGCAGUGUGAUCGGCCCCUAACGGCACAUACCGUUGUGAGUCGACCUCUAGAGCUGAGAGCAUAGCUGCUUCGUGAGGCCGGGUUGAGUUGAAGGGCGACCGGGUAGAGUUUGGCGUUUGCGCGAUUCAGUCAGUUGGGUGAUAUUUCAGCACCGGUUUUCGUUGUUCUUUGUCACGUCCUUCCGUCGCUUGUUGAGGUUGAUACGUCUUGCCGCAGAGCGCUGGUAGUGGUAUUACUAGUCAGGAGAGCGUCAGCGCCUAGCAGCAACUUCAGGCCUUCAGCCACGGUGUCGUUAGGCCUCUGCUCGUUAGGCCUCUGUUCGUUAGGCCUCGCGGGUUAGGCCUCGUGGUUGCGGCUGAGGCCUGAGCUAGUGACUCUAGUUGGCAGGUUGCGUCUGUCUGCCCCGUUUCACGCGUCAUAUCCCGGGGGUCCGAUGGGGUUACAGUUGAAGGGGUUACGUACCAGCGUCCGCUUGAGUCCCUUUAGAACGACUGCGGUGGUAGUGCCGCCUCGCUGCGAAAUUUACCGAAGAGUGUUCGCGCCGGGGACAUUGAGGGGUCAUUCACGCUGGUGGUCGCGGGAUGGCGACGCCGGCGGACAAUGCGUCAGUGACCGAGAGGUGUCAUUCCUGGUACGACCAGCUCGUCACCGUAUUAUAUCAAACAACCCUCCUAAGGUCCGGUAAGGGUUGGAUGUCGGCUAGGCUAGAGCGCAGUUCUCCGUAAAGUCCCGGCCCGGAUCGCGUCACUAUCCAAAUAUCUAGGUUAUCUAUAUCGGGAAUCUCGAGUAUUGUCCGUUAAUUGCGGUGCUUGUUAUUGUAAACUGCAGCCACGUUUGCUAUCCGUAUGCACAUCUGAUACGGAAGCUGUGCAUAAUAUUGAUUCCUUAGGUGGUCAAUCCUAGUUGAUUAAUUCCGGUGGAAUAAUUUCCUAUGAUUUUGUGGCACUCACUGUCGUGGCUGUCAAUUGGCGAAUGUUAUUUCGAGACAGCUUUAGUUUAUGUGAUAAUAUGGUGUGGUAAUGGUGGUGGUGGAAUCUGCUGCUGUUUUAUGUCGAUCAAUGAGCUAUUCUUUGGGAGGUGAUUAUCUGUCCUUGUGGCGUUUUGUUUAUACGGCUUGCCGUCGUCACACAAGAACCGUAAAAUAGUAUUAUUAUGUGUUGGAGCUAUAUUUCGUUGACUGUACCUAUGAUUUUAUUUAUUGUGUAUUUGCGUGGCACGACUGAUCGUAAGGUACAGGACAUUCCCCGUCGCCAUGUUGCCGGCCUCUGCGCGCUGCCCGAUCAUUCCGCGGCCUCUGACCUCGGCUCUAUAUGGUUAUCUGACCGUCUAGUCGCUCGCUUCAGUCCAUCUUUCGCACCCAUCUCUCGCUAAAACUUAAAGUCAUAGGUGUGCUUGGCUCUACCUCUACCAAAUAGGCGCGUCGUGUACGGCGUUUUCGGCCCUGUUCUGCCUUUGCCAGCAUCGAUGUAUUUCAUCUAUCCCGCUUUCCCCCCUUAUAGCGAAUUGUCUGGUCCAAUCUCUGCCGCGCUUGUCCCAACUUUUCCAUUUUGCCUCGUAUGCCUCAUCCUAACGACCGGCUGCAUCUCCUACAGUCUGUUCGAUAUCCGGACAUUUCGGUAUCAGCGUUUCCCGUACGAGCCAGCUGUAGCAUAAUCGCGCCUGCGGUCCUGCAGCGUCCCUUCGGCUUUAUACGCCCGGUAGGCACCCGUUUGUCGCAAUAACGCGGACCUUUGUGUUCGUGGGACGCUGCCGCGGUUCGCUGCUGGUUUCCGCACUCUGUGCCUAGUCUCCCUAUCUUUCCCGACCAGCCGGAGAGCCAUUCUGGGUAUUCCGGUGGAGUCUUAGCUUCGGAUCGGCGCGGCGAUACGAUUGGCGGCGCAGCGGGGACGAGAAGUGGCGCGUGGAGGCAGUUAGCGGCGUGUAGUGACGCAGGCAGACGGGCGGCGGCGCGGCGAGGUCGCGGAGUGUUACCGUUUACAGAGGUUUGUCUUGUGCGCUACGUAACGGUAGUUGAUGACCCAUGGCGGGCCAAUCGGAUAGAAAUAAAGUCACUGCAUUA